This is a messenger RNA of Ipomoea nil (Japanese morning glory), 1617 nucleotides long. Its product is annotated as sodium-coupled neutral amino acid transporter 3-like. Lineage: Eukaryota; Viridiplantae; Streptophyta; Magnoliopsida; Solanales; Convolvulaceae. The record is from RefSeq and is a predicted model, not a curated record. The coding region runs from base 58 to 1404 and encodes 448 amino acids. Gene Ontology annotation, biological process: amino acid transmembrane transport. The transcript has 5 exons. Gene Ontology annotation, molecular function: amino acid transmembrane transporter activity.
AAAGCGCAGAUUUCACUCGAACACCUCGCCAAAACAACCGCCACUCACCCGACAAACAUGAAGCCGGAAAACCAAGAAAUCGGAGCCGGAGCACCGCUUCUGUCAACUGCGGCGGCGUGCCAGUCACCGUCGUCGAUAGAGUGCCAGAGAGCGGAGGGUGGGUCGCUAAGCGGCGCCAUAUUCAACGUCUCAACGGGCAUGGUGGGCGCUGGGAUUAUGUCAGUCCCUGCAACUUUCAAGGUCCUGGGAGUGAUCCCCAGCUUCUUUGUGAUUCUGGUCGUGGCGUAUUUCGUGGAGGUGACCGUCGAUUUCCUCUUGAAGUAUAGCAACUGCGGCGAGACGGAUUCGUAUGGUGGAUUGAUGGCUGAGUCUUUUGGAAAAGUUGGGUCCAUGGCGCUUCAGAUUUGUGUCAUGAUUACCAACCUGGGUGCCCUUAUUAUUUACUUAAUCAUCAUUGGAGAUGUCCUCUCGGGAAAUGAUUCUGAUGGAUCACUGCACCUUGGUGUCCUACAGCAAUGGUUUGGCAUCCAUUGGUGGACCUCACGGGCGUUUUCCGUCCUUAUUGUGGUGCUUUUCGUUAUGCUUCCCUUGCUUUGUAUACGGCGUAUAGAUUCACUUAGACAUGCGUCAGCAAUAUCCAUUCUGCUAGCGGUGCUUUUUGUUGCCAUAUGCUCGGGGAUGGCGAUAUAUUAUGUGUGUAAAGGGAAGACGGGAAGUUUAAGGCUUUUUCCCGAUUUUGCAAAUGGAGUCUCGUUCUUUGAUCUCUUCACUACGAUUCCAGUGUUUGCCACCGCCUUUGGAUGCCAUGUAAACGUUCAUCCAGUCAGAGCAGAACUCGGGAGGCCAUCUGAUAUGACCUCAGCAGUGCGGAUAUCCUUAGUGCUAUGUGUUGCCAUUUAUUUUGCUGUGGGAUUCUUUGGUUAUCUGCUAUUCGGGGACGAAAUCAUGGCAGAUAUGCUUGUGAACUUCGACCAAAAUUCUGAUUCCUUUGUUGGCACGUUGCUUAACAUCGUUGUUCGGUUGAGUUAUGCAGUUCACCUCAUGUUGGUGUUUCCCGUCAUGAAUUAUUCUCUCAGGGUUAAUGUGGACGAACUGUUAUUCCCGAAAGGGCCUCUGUUGUCCACAGAAACCCCGAGGUUUUUAUCGCUCACCGGUGUUCUUCUUGCGUUCAUGUAUCUAGCUGCAAUUGCCAUCCCGAACAUAUGGUACUUCUUUCAGUUCAUGGGAACAACCACCGUCAUGUGCCUCAUGUUCAUAUUCCCCAGCUCGAUAAUUCUUAGAGACGUUCACAAUAUAAGUACUAAGCGGGAUAAGAUGUUGGCAGUAUUGGUCAUCGUGCUCGCAGUUGGGACUAGUCUAACAGCCAUUUACUCCAAUGUAUCAACCUAUAUUAUCAAGAACUGACCGGAUUUUGCAGUUUGAAAACAUUUCUAGGAAAAAAAAAAUUUGCGGAGAGCCGUUUUUUGCCAGCCUCUCACAGUAUCAGGUCAGAUAGUCCCUUUGCUGUAAACAGAUUAAGAUUAGUGUUCAACCAUGUAUCGGUUCUUGAUUCUUCAAUUAUGUUGAAAACGUGCAAUAAUCUUAUAAAUGAUUCCCGAUAUUCAUGAAGUUUGAAAA